AUGUCCAUCGACGAAGUCUUAGAAAAGGCCGCUCAAGAUGGCACCAUUCCUGGAGCCGUGAUGCUCGCCACAAAUACAUCCGGUAAGGCCUGGCGACCCGUACGCAGUGCAAGUGGAAAAACAAAAAAAAUAACACUUGGAUUGACAGGCGAUUUCAACUUCAAAAAAGUUAUUGGCAAAAAAUCACUCCAGGCUGGCUGCGACGACCCGCUGCGACUGGACUCGGUCUUUACUAUUGCUUCCAUGACGAAGCUGUUGACAUCAAUCGCUCUCCUGCAGCUGCACGAGCAUGGAACCGUCGGGCUCGACCAAGACGUCUCGGAAUAUGUCCUCACCAAACAGUCCAUUCUCACCGGCUUUAGCAAGGACGGGACGCCGAUCCUCGUCAAGCGCGAGAAAGACAUCACGCUGCGCCUGCUGCUCACCCACAGCUCCAGCGCCAGCUACAGCUUUAUGGACCCCAAGCUGCAGCAAUACGCUCAGUACACCGGCAAGUCAGUCACGGAAAGCAGCACCAUCGAUGACAUCUUUGACUGGCCUCUGCUCUACCAGCCAGGCGAGGGCUGGACGUACGGCGCCGGAAUUACCUGGGUUGGGAAGGUGCUCGAGAAAUUGACGGGCAAGUCUCUCGAGGAGUACAUGCAGGAGAACAUUUUCAACCCCUAG
This is a messenger RNA of Pseudogymnoascus destructans, 666 nucleotides long. RefSeq lists its product as uncharacterized. Bases 1 to 666 code for a protein of 221 amino acids. NCBI's taxonomy places the organism in Eukaryota, Fungi, Ascomycota, Leotiomycetes, Thelebolales, Thelebolaceae. The record is from RefSeq and is a predicted model, not a curated record. The transcript has a single exon.